CGAUCACACAGCAUCUUUUUCUUCCGCUUAGUUCCUUCUAAGCGGUCUUUGGGUUAUUCUUAGUGUUAAAAUAUAAAAAGAAAAAAAAGGAAAAGAUGGGAGUGACACCAAAUAUCGCUCCUUCGAUGUUAUCUGCUGAUUUCGCUAAUUUGUCGUCGGAGGCUCACCGCAUUCUCAAUUCCGGCGCCGAUUGGCUCCACAUGGAUGUCAUGGAUGGGCACUUUGUCCCCAAUUUAACCAUUGGUGCUCCAGUCAUUGAAAGUUUGAGAAAGCAUACAACGGCAUAUCUGGACUGUCACAUGAUGGUUACAAAUCCUCUAGAUUAUGUUGAACCUUUGGGGAAAGCCGGUGCUUCUGGUUUUACGUUUCAUGUCGAGACAUCUAAAGAUAACUGGCAAGAACUUAUUCAAAUGAUAAAGUCACAUGGCAUGAGACCUGGUGUAGCAUUGAAUCCAGGGACACCCAUUGGCGAGGUUUAUCCUCUGGUUGAGGCUGAAAAACCAGUGGAAAUGGUUCUUGUGAUGACUGUAGAGCCUGGAUUUGGUGGACAAAAAUUUAUGCCGGAGAUGAUGGAUAAGGUACGCAUACUGAGAAAGAGGUAUCCAUUGCUUGACAUAGAGGUUGAUGGUGGUUUAGGACCUUCAAACAUAGACAUGGCGGCGUCCGCAGGUGCAAACUGCAUUGUUGCAGGAAGUUCAGUUUUUGGAGCCUCUGAGCCAGCUGAAGUAAUAUCCUUGCUAAGGAGUUCUGUUCAGAAAGCCUAGCAAAAAUGUUGACUUUUGGUCAAAGUGUGGACUUUAACAACUUCACAUAGACCUAUCUUCAAUCUGCAUAAUGAGCUCCCUUUUUAAUCAAGCGAAUAAAAAUAUCAAGUGAUUUAAUAAUGUUAAUGUAUGUAUGUAGUGUGUCCUUCAUAAAUUGUGAAAAUAUAUAGUAUAGCACAUGCUAGCUACCGUCACCUAAUUCAUUUGUUGGGGGAUAUCUCUAGCAAUUUGAAAUUGUUUGUAAGACCCGCAUAUUCUUUUGUAAUUAGUUUUCUUAGGUGAAGUUGGUAGUGAUUAAAGAAAAUAAA
This is a messenger RNA of Arachis stenosperma, 1072 nucleotides long. RefSeq names its product ribulose-phosphate 3-epimerase, cytoplasmic isoform-like. The transcript has 8 exons. Lineage: Eukaryota; Viridiplantae; Streptophyta; Magnoliopsida; Fabales; Fabaceae. The coding region runs from base 96 to 764 and encodes 222 amino acids. Gene Ontology annotation, cellular component: cytosol. Gene Ontology annotation, molecular function: metal ion binding; D-ribulose-phosphate 3-epimerase activity. The record is from RefSeq and is a predicted model, not a curated record. Gene Ontology annotation, biological process: pentose-phosphate shunt, non-oxidative branch; pentose-phosphate shunt; carbohydrate metabolic process.